GCCGGCCUUUGGCAGCGCCGGUCGCGCACAUGGCCCGUGCCAGGUAAAGGGCAUGCGGCCCGCGCUCGCCGCGCUCGCGGCCUGCUGCGUGGUGGCGCGCGCCGAGCUGCCCUCCGCGCGCCUUGCUUCGCGCAACACCACCACCCAGCACGUGCUUCAAUGCUCCGAAGGGCUCGUCCUUCCACUCUGGCUGCCUCUCGAAGAUGUUCCAACACUUCAAAUCGCCUUACGAGGCUUCGUUUAUUUCUUCACUCUUAUGUACCUUUUCAUUGGAGUAUCCAUCGUUUCUGAUAGAUUUAUGGCUGCAAUCGAAGUCAUAACAUCAAGGGAAAAAGAGGUGCGCGUGCGACGUAAUGGAAGCGAGCAAAUUAUUGUAGUACGAGUAUGGAACGAAACCGUUGCGAAUUUGACGUUAAUGGCCUUAGGGUCCAGUGCACCUGAGAUAUUGCUCUCCGUCAUCGAAAUAGCCGGGAAGAAUUUCGAAGCUGGAGAUUUGGGACCGGGUACAAUCGUCGGGUCAGCGGCGUACAAUUUAUUCGUGAUAAUCGCAAUCUGCGUUAUGGUGAUACCAGAUGGAGAAGUGAGAAAAAUAAAGCAUUUACGAGUGUUCCUUGUAACCGCAACUUGGUCAAUAUUCGCUUAUGUCUGGUUAUAUCUUAUACUAGCUGUAAUAUCACCGAGCGAAGUUGAAGUAUGGGAAGGAGCCGUUACAUUUUUAUUUUUCCCCGCAACCGUAAUGACAGCGUAUAUUGCAGACAGAAGGCUUUUAGUUUACAAGUAUUUAAAGAAAGGAUAUAGAGUCAACGAACGAGGAGUUAUUGUUGAAGGCGAAGGUGACGGUUCCGUUGAGAUGGCUUUAAAACCAAAUUCUGAUGAAUUUGCCUCAGAUGACGAAGAAGGUCGAGAGUUAGAUAAGUCUCGUAAAGAGUACAUCUCAGUGUUACGCGAGUUAAGAAGGCAACACCCCGAAGAAGAUUUAGAAACAGUAGAGCGGAUGGCGUUGGAGACGUUGAUGGCUCGCGGACCGAAGUCACGCGCUUUUUACAGAGUUGCCGCAACGAGAAAAAUGACCGGAGGAGGUGAUUUCUCUCGAAAAAUAUCAGAGAGAGCGCAGAGCGAUUUGAGUGAAGUGAAAGCUGAAUUACAACGGCGAGAAUCGACCUCUGUAGCAGUUGAGCCAAAAGGGCCAAACCUGCGUUUCGAUCCCGAUCAUUACACCGUAAUGGAGAACUGCGGAUCUUUUGAAGUACGAGUAAUUCGCCGUGGAGAUCUGAGUGGUGAGGUCACCGUACAGUACAACACUGAAGACGGAACUGCUGAGGCAGGAUCAGAUUACGUUGCUGCACAAGGUUCUCUGGUAUUCGGUCACGGUGAAACAGAGAAGAAGUUCACCGUACAAGUUAUAGAUGACGAUGUGUUUGAGGAGGAUGAACACUUUUACGUUCGAUUGACAGCACCGAAAGGCGCCUGUUUAGCUUCACCAUCUACCGCGACUGUAGUGAUAUUGGACGACGAUCAUUCUGGAGUGUUUUCAUUCCCUCAGAGGGAUUUUGAGUUAACUGAAUCGGUCGGGACUUACGAACUCCGUGUGGUAAGGACGGCUGGUGCUAGGGGCAAGGUGCGGAUUCCAUACUGGACGGAAGACGGUACAGCAAAGAGCGGUGCACAGUUCGAGGCCGUGCAAGAUUCCAUUGUGUUCGAGGACAACGAAACAGAAAAGUUCAUUUCUCUUCACAUCAUCGAAGAAGACAGCUACGAGAAGGACGUUCUAUUUUACGUCAACCUCGGGAACCCGGUGUUGCUCGGGGAUGAUAAUCGUCCUGUCCUGACUGAUAAUGAAGUUGAACACCUGACAACUCUACCUGAGGAAGAAGCCGUUGUUGCCCUAAUGGGGUACCCACGUGCAGGGGAAAUAACUCGUGCGCAACUACGAGUUAAAGAGAGCAAAGAAUUUAAGAAUACUGUAGAUAAAUUAGUGCAAAGAGCGAACGCCUCAAUUAUUAUCGGGACGUCGUCAUGGAAGGAACAGUUCUCAGAGGCUUUGACAGCGAGUUCAGAUAACCCUGACGAGCAACCAUCGUGCGGAGACUAUAUUCUACAUAUUUUCACACUUUUCUGGAAAAUUAUUUUCGCGUUUGUUCCUCCUACGGACAUUGGAGGCGGAUAUGUCUGCUUCGUAGUGUCAAUCAUUUGCAUCGGUCUCGUGACGGCUGUCAUCGGAGAUGUCGCUUCUCACUUCGGCUGCACCCUCGGGAUCAAGGAUUCAGUCACUGCCAUUAUAUUCGUUGCACUGGGGACAAGCAUACCAGAUACAUUUGCAAGCAAAGUAGCAGCAAUCCAAGAUAAACACGCGGAUGCGUCAGUCGGUAACGUCACCGGCUCGAAUGCUGUGAACGUUUUCCUAGGAAUUGGAGUCGCGUGGACAGUGGCCGCGGUUGUCCAUUGGAGUAAAAAUGAGAAAUUCGUCGUUGAUCCAGGAAAUCUAGCAUUCAGCGUCACCAUGUUCUGUUCGGAAGCGGCCCUUGCUGUUUUAGUGUUAGUAUUGCGGCGGAGAAAAUCCAUCGGUGGAGAACUGGGUGGACCACGAGGCAUCAAGAUCGUUACGUCCAUGUUCUUCUUCUCAUUGUGGCUGAUAUAUCUCACCAUGUCCACUUUAGAAGCUUAUGGUUUUAUUGAAGGAUUUUAAUGGUUUUAAUUUUGUGAUCGCUUGAUGGCUUUAUUCGUAAGAACGUAGACGCUUCCUAUUGGAUUAUAUUAAAAGUAAAUAAUUUUUGAUUGGAUCUUUGAAAUGAAUAUUAAAUGUGUUCAAAAAUUUUCUCGUGAUUAAAAUCUGUCGUGUUUUUUUUUUUAUUUAUUGGAACUAUUUCUAGGAAUUCAAAUAAUAUUAAACUAAAUGGCUUACAUUGGCUGUAACCUAUAUUCGACUUUAAAUUAUAAAAUUAUCUCGGCUCUAUCCUAAAUCUAUUUACAAAAAAAUAUUAAAACUUAUAAAUGAAAAAAAAAAAAAUUUCAAAUAUAGAACGUAGAACGAAAAAGAACGAAAGAAGCGGUUCAAAAAUUUAAAAUGACAAGGCAUAGUGUUCCUUUACCUGUAUAUUAUUAUAGUUGAUUAUAUAUUAUAGAUGUUUCCAGAAAUUGAGGCGAUGUGCUCAAAUGUACAGGCUUAGAAUUCGAAAUGUAUUUACUUCUUCUUCUUGAAGUUUUCCCUUUCAGACUUCUAAUAUCAUUAUAUUUAGCCUUGAAGGCUGUGGUAUAAAGGUCUAAGUAGAAUUAAAGUGGAGUUUAUUAUUAUAUUAUAUGUAAUGAAAUCGUGUUGACAAAUGUAACGUAGGCCAUUGUUAGAAUAAUGUUUAAAAUAUAUCAAAAGUAGUCUAGACUAGUGAUGGGCAUAUCUUUGUCGAUAGAAAAUAUUCUUAUUUAGAUUGAAUUUAUAAAUUGUUACAAUUCAUAUUUUUUUAUAUUGAUUUGUAGGAAAUUAAAAGCAAUAUUAUUCACUCGAUUUGCCCCAUCACUAAGCUUGGAUACUUUUAUGAAGGCUACUAUUAAACCAGAUUCUUAUAUUUAUGUCAUAAUUAAGGUCAAUGUAGAUGCUUGGAGGGUUAUAUCAUUUGUUUUAUGAAUCAUCAUCUUCAAGUACAUACAACGUUAAAGCUGCACUCGUGAAUUUGUUAUUAAUUUAAGAGAAUGUUAUUUUUUUAUAUUUAUUUUCAAUCAUUUCUUCUGAAACAUAUACCCCAUAUUAAAUAUUUGAUUUUUUUAAGUCUUAAAAUUAAACUGUCAAUUGAUUUUAAUUAUAAUUGUUUUUUUUUUAGUGUGUACUUGAAGUAUUGAUAACGUUAACUGUCUGUAGUAAUAUUUGCUAUUAAAGGUGACAAACAGCGUUGUCGAUUGAUUAAAUGAAAAAAAUAUUUUUAUCGAUAAUGACAUGUAACGUCACUAUGUGUUUUGAUGUGUUAGUGUUCUGUAUAUAAUCGAAAUGGAUAAAUUAUUUAGUAAUAAAGAAUAUCAUAGAUUGUUACCACGAAAACAAAUAAAAAAAACAGACGAUGAUAGAGCGCGCGGAACAUUAAAGAGGAGCAACAAAAGCGAAUACGAAUUCGUAUAUAAUAAUUUUUAAUUAAAGUGACUUUUAAUGUAUUAACAAAAAGACGCGUCGUUUUACACUAUUCAGAAUUUGUAUUCGCUUUUGUCACUUCACUGACGACGAAUGAUAAACACUUCGCCGAUCCCGAAUAUCAUGAAUGAAUGUACUAUUUGUUAUUAUUAAGUAUUUAAUAAUAUAUUUUGUUAAUAAUGUUUUUUUUUUUUAUAUAAAAGUGUGAAUAAUAUUU
Messenger RNA from Vanessa atalanta (red admiral), 4331 nucleotides. It is a transcript of the gene Calx, whose product is annotated as sodium/calcium exchanger 3. Gene Ontology annotation, cellular component: axon; sarcolemma; postsynapse. The record is from RefSeq and is a predicted model, not a curated record. Gene Ontology annotation, molecular function: calcium:sodium antiporter activity. The coding region runs from base 53 to 2686 and encodes 877 amino acids. Lineage: Eukaryota; Metazoa; Arthropoda; Insecta; Lepidoptera; Nymphalidae. The transcript has 8 exons. Gene Ontology annotation, biological process: cell communication; sodium ion transmembrane transport; calcium ion import across plasma membrane.